AUGCAUCUCAUGAAGAUCUGCGUUCCAAGGCAGCUCCAAAGUUGGACAAAAAGUCACAUCAGAUCAAACUUAUUUGAGUUGGUUUGCAGAGGGAGUCCAGUUACUGUUCAAUGCAGCAGAGAAGUAUCUUCCAACGAUGCGGUCAACUCAUUACCAAGUCAGGCAAGGGUGGUGAUCUGUGGGGGAGGUGUUAUUGGAAGUUCUAUUGCAUACCAUCUAGCUGAGCGUGGAUGGAAGGAUAUUGUCUUGUUGGAGCAAGGAAAGUUAACAUGUGGCACAACGUGGCAUGCUGCGGGGCUGGUAGGACGUCUGAAGAGCUCCUCAGUAGAAACCAACAUAGUCAAGUAUAGUGCAGCUCUUUACAAGAAGCUUGAAGAUGAGGGUUAUCCAACAGGUUGGAAAGAAUGUGGUUCACUCACUGUUGCAAGGACCAAAGACAGGAUGCUGUCAUAUAGGAAAGCUAUAGCCAAAGCUAAAGUUAUGGACAUUGAGAUACAUGAAUUGAGUCCAAAUGAAGUGAGUGAAAAGUCAUCACUUGUUCGCACAGAUGAUAUAGUGGGAGGUAUGUGGAUUCCUGGAGAUGCUGCUACUAGUGCUCCAGAUGUCGCUAUUGCCAUGGCAACUGCAGCUAAAGAUAAAGGUGCUAAAAUAAUUGAAGGUUGUGCAGUAGAGAAGGUUCUCACCAAAAAUAACAACAUCAGUGGAGUGGAGACUAACCUAGGUACUAUACAAUGUGAAUACUUUGUAAACUGCGCUGGCCAAUGGGCAAGAAGUCUGGGGAAGAAAAGUAACCCGAGGGUGAGGGUUCCUUUACACUCUACAGAACACUACUACCUUGUCACUAAACCUUUUGGUGUUGACAGGAUGACGCCAGUGAUCAGAGACCAUGAUGGGUACACAUACUUCCGUGAGUGGAGUGGAGGCAUCAUGGCCGGAGGAUUUGAACCCGUAGCUAAACCAGUCUUCCAUAAUGGCAUCCCAGACAAAUUUGAGUUUGGUCAGCUACCUGAGGACUGGGACCAUUUCCAGGUGCUACUUGAGCAGAUCCUACACAGAAUUCCAUCUAUUCAAACAGCAGAGAUUCGUCAGUUGUUCAAUGGACCAGAGAGUUUUACACCUGAUUGUAAAUACAUCCUGGGUGAGGCACCAGAGAUCAACAACUAUUUUGUGGCGGCAGGUAUGACAUCUAUUGGCAUUGCUAGUGCUGGAGGUGUUGGCCGUCACAUGGCAGAGUGGAUUAUAGAUGGCAGUCCAAGCGUUGAUCUCUGGUCAGUUGAUAUCAGACGUUUUGUUGAUCUCCAUAACAACAAGAAAUACCUGCGUGAUAGGGUCAGAGAAACUUUAGGUGCUUCUUUCUAUCGUAUACCCAACUUGCCAUUCUAUGACUUCAAAACAGCACGCAAUGUGCGAGUCACCCCAGUGUUCCCACGAACCCAAGCUGCAGGGGCGGUCUUCCAGGAAGUUGUAGGAUUUGAGCGAGCUUUAUAUUUUCCUCGGUUCCAUACUCAUUGGAUUACAGAUGAUCCCGACCAAGAUGCAAUAAGCCACAUAAACCCACCUGGUACAUUUGGCAAGCCAGCCUACUUUGAUAUAGUCAGAUCUGAGUACUGGGCAUGCAGAGAAGGUGUCUGUCUAAUUGAUAUGUCUUCCUUUACAAAACUUGAAUUAAAAUCUGCUGGUCGAGAGGUGGUAGAUUUCUUGCAGUAUGUGUGUUCCAAUGACAUUGAUAAACCAGUUGGCUCAGUCAUCCACACUGGAAUGCAGAAUACACAGGGAGGAUAUGAGAAUGAUGUCAGUUUGUUGAGAACUCAUGAAAACAGUUAUUUCCUCAUCUGUUCUACAUCACAACAGACCCGCAGUCAGCAUUGGUUACGCAAACAUCUACCAGCAGAUGGCUCUGUACAGAUUGGUGACGUGACAUCUAUGUACACAGCAAUCAAUGUGAUUGGUCCCAAGGCAGAAGAACUGUUGUCAAACCUGACUGAUACGAACAUGUCCAAACAGGACUUUAGCUCCAUGAACUGCAAAAUCAUCAGUGUAGGCCAUGCUAGUGGUAUACGAGCAAUGAGACUUACACAUUCAGGGGAAGAUGGCUGGAUUCUCUACAUUCCAUCUGAGUAUGCUCUACAUGUGUACGACACACUGAUGGCUGCUGGGAAGGAUUACGGAAUAAGGAAUGCUGGGUACUUUGCGCUGAGGUGUCUGCGUAUUGAGAAGUUCUUUGCAUACUGGGGACAGGAACUAUCACCUUAUACUACUCCCCUGGAGUGUAGCAGAGAAUUCAGGGUCAGACUUGAUAAACCAGACUUCAUUGGAAAGGCAGCCCUAGAGCAGCAGCACAAAGAUGGGAUAACUAAGAAACUAGUUCAAUUCCUCGUUGAAGGGCACAAUCUUGACAAUGACCCAUGGCCCUUCCAGGGAGAGCCAAUAUACAGGAACGGCCACUAUUGUGGAACAGUGACAUCUAGUGGAUAUGGUUACACACUAGAGAAACUCAUCUGCCUGGGAUUUGUGCAUAGUUACAACCAGGAGACAAAAAAAGAGGAGCUUAUUACGAAUGAUUUUAUAAUGAGAGAUGCUAAGUUUGAGAUUGAUAUUGCUGGGAAGAGAUAUCCCCUUAAGGCCAAUAUAUACCCUCCUACUUUACCAGCAGCUACGACUGGGAAUGUGUAUGUACCGCGGACAUCUAGUAGGAUGAAAUAA
Molecule: messenger RNA, 2703 nt
Organism: Owenia fusiformis
Lineage: Eukaryota; Metazoa; Annelida; Polychaeta; Sabellida; Oweniidae
Source: the annotation of a GenBank genome assembly